AUGUCCUCGUCCUCUUCCUCCUCCCCGGUCCUCGAUGAAGCCCGCCGCAUCGCUGCCCAGUUCGAGUAUCCGGCGGAAGAGCUCAACCGCGGCGUCAGGGAGUUCAUCCGGGAGAUGCACGAGGGGCUGGAGGAGGAGGGUGCUACACUGCGUCAGAUUCCGACAUAUGUAACUGCCGUGCCAGAGGGUACGGAGAAGGGCGUCUACCUAGCCGUAGACCUAGGUGGAACCAACUUUCGCGUCUGCUCCGUAAAUCUCCACGGAGACUCGACCUUCUCCAUCUGCCAAUCCAAAGUCCCCAUCCCAAGCGCUCUCAUGACCACAAAGAAUAGCGCAGACCUCUUCUCCUUCCUCGCCCUCCAAAUCGAAAACUUCCUCGCAACUCACCAAUCCGAACACUUCGAUUUACACAUCAAGAAACGACAAACCGGUGAAAUUACAGCCCCUUACACAGACGACCAUAUCUUCAAUCUGGGCUUCACAUUCAGCUUCCCCGUCGACCAGCACGGGAUUAACAGCGGCACUCUCAUACGCUGGACGAAGGGGUUCGAUAUAAAAGAAGCUGUCGGGAAGGAUGUCUGCAAGUUGCUGCAGGACGCCAUAGAUGAGCGCAAGCUGCCCGUCCGCGUCGCGGCACUGGUCAACGAUACCGUCGGCACGCUCAUGGCGCGCUCGUAUAGCUCCCCUGGCCCAUCGAAGGCACUCAUAGGCGCCAUCUUCGGCACGGGCACAAAUGGCGCCUACGUCGAGAAGCUGGCGCGGGUAACCAAGUUGGAUAAGAAGAAUGGUAACAGCGCUGAUGCUAAAUAUGACAGGGCGACGGGUGAGAUGGUUAUUAAUGUUGAGUGGGGUAGCUUUGAUAACCAUCUCAGCGUCCUGCCAACUACGAUCUUCGAUAGCGACCUAGACAACGACAGCGUCAACCCAGGUAUUCAGAUGUUCGAAAAGCGCAUUUCGGGCAUGUUCCUAGGCGAGAUCCUGCGGCGCGCUCUGCUGUCCAUGGUCAAGGAUCCGGCUGUGAUGCUCUUCAACAACGAUUCCGCUGCUGGGCAAAACGGAUUAGUGACAAUCAUCCCGGCCGAUUCAGACCUUCACAAGCAAUGGGGCAUAGACACCAGCUUCCUCAGCACAGUGGAGGCGGACGAUUCACCAGCCUUCGAUACCACACGCAGCCAAGUGAGGCAGGAAUUCGGCAUCGAAAACGCAAGUACAGACGACUGUCACGCGGUGAAGAUUCUGGUGCACGCCAUUGGCAAGCGGGCGGCGCGGUUAAGUGCCCUUGCGCUUGGGGCGGUGAUUAUCUCCACAGACCGACUGAGGGGUGACGGGGUGGUGGAUAUUGGGGUUGAUGGGAGUGUUGUUGAGCAUUACCCAGGGUUUGAGGGGUAUUUGAGAGAGGCAUUUAGAGAGAUUGAGGGGAUUGGGGAGAAUGGGGAGGCUAGAAUUACGAUUGGUGUUGCGAAGGAUGGGAGUGGCGUUGGGGCGGCGCUUGGGGCGCUUGUGGCGGGGAGGACGGGUAGCAGGGAAUAG
Paracoccidioides brasiliensis Pb18 is the source of this 1530-nucleotide messenger RNA. RefSeq names its product glucokinase. The transcript has 2 exons. The record is from RefSeq and is a predicted model, not a curated record. Gene Ontology annotation, molecular function: mannokinase activity; ATP binding; glucokinase activity. Gene Ontology annotation, biological process: glucose 6-phosphate metabolic process; glycolytic process; intracellular glucose homeostasis. Bases 1 to 1530 code for a protein of 509 amino acids. Gene Ontology annotation, cellular component: mitochondrion; cytosol.